AGAGUUCUUUUCCAGCAUACCUAAUAGAAGACAACUUGGACCUUUAAAGGAUUGUAUCAUCUCUGAUAUAAACUACUGUUUGGAGUACACAUGCAAUGAAAAUCCUCAGAGAGACUGAGACCAUUAAAAUGGACAGAAAGCUGUUAAAACCUCAGGUAGAAAGACGAAGAAGAGAAAGGAUGAAUCGGAGUCUGGAGAACCUGAGAACGCUGCUUCUGCAAGGCCCUGAGCACAAUAGUCCCACUCAAAGGAGAAUAGAGAAAGCAGAGAUCCUGGAAUACACCGUCCUGUUUUUGCAAAACUCUGUCGCUCAGGCCAAGAAAGCAAAAGAUGUGGAAGGAGGAGAAAAGCGUCGGUUUAUGGACGGCUUUUCAUCGUGUCUUCAGAAAGCGGCCCGCUUCCUGUCAGCUGAAGGUAAGGCCCGUGGACUGGAUGGUUCAGUAACCGCUAUACUGUGUCAGCGUCUGACCCAGCCCUGCUUGUCGACCACCAUCCGACUGCCUGUCAGAAUCCAGAACUCGUCCAGAAAGCAGGUUCCAGAUUCAAAUGCACAGCAUCAUCUGCAGCAUGACUCGGUCUCCAAACAAGGACUUCCAACAGCUUGCAGAAACGUUGUGCCACAUCCAAACAGGAUUCCAUUCAGAAGCACAGACUCCAACACACUGCAUUCGACAGCCCCACCAACCUCUCAACACCAGACACCAGUCAGCCAGACAGUCUGGAGGCCUUGGCCUUGAGAGAAAUUAAAGACAUUUACAGAGAAAUGGACUCAAAAUA
Molecule: messenger RNA, 777 nt
Organism: Sinocyclocheilus grahami
Lineage: Eukaryota; Metazoa; Chordata; Actinopteri; Cypriniformes; Cyprinidae
Gene: her7
Product: hairy and enhancer of split related-7
Exons: 3
Coding region: 96-737 (213 amino acids)
Biological process (GO): regulation of DNA-templated transcription
Molecular function (GO): protein dimerization activity; DNA binding
Source: RefSeq, a predicted model, not a curated record